Messenger RNA from Sclerotinia sclerotiorum 1980 UF-70, 1932 nucleotides. RefSeq lists its product as hypothetical. The transcript has 7 exons. Gene Ontology annotation, molecular function: glycosyltransferase activity. The record is from RefSeq and is a predicted model, not a curated record. The coding region runs from base 1 to 1932 and encodes 643 amino acids. Lineage: Eukaryota; Fungi; Ascomycota; Leotiomycetes; Helotiales; Sclerotiniaceae. Gene Ontology annotation, cellular component: cytoplasm.
AUGGCUUCCCAAGGAGAAGAUGUUUAUGCAACGCUUCUUUUGACCGACACCUACCUUCCAGGCGCUCUUGUAUUGGCACAUUCGUUACGAGAUGCUGGCACUACCAAGAAAAUCGCAGUGCUCGUCACUACUGAUUCAGUGACAUUUGAGAGUAUGGCGGAGCUCCAGAGAAACUUCGACUUUGUUAUUCCUGUCGACAGAGUAGUCAACGAAUCUCCAGCCAACCUUGACCUCAUGGGUCGUCCCGACCUUCAUUCUACCUUUACAAAAAUUACACUAUGGAAACAAACACAAUUUAGAAGAAUAGUUUACAUGGAUGCCGAUAUGGUGGCCCUCCGCGCACCAGACGAGUUGUUCGCUUUGCCAGACCCAUUUUCCGCUGCACCAGAUAUUGGAUGGCCAGACAUCUUCAACACCGGUCUCAUGGUCCUGGAUCCAAAUAUGGGUGAUUACUAUGCUUUGGAAGCAAUGGCACGCAGAGGGAUCUCUUUCGAUGGAGCUGAUCAAGGUUUACUCAACAUGCAUUUCAAGAACACGUUUAACCGUUUGAGCUUUACUUACAACGUCACCCCUUCUGCUCAUUACCAGUACCUCCCAGCAUUUCAACAUUUCCAAUCGAGCAUUAGUGCUGCCCACUUCAUCGGAACGGAUAAGCCAUGGAAAGUGGGAAGACAAGCGAGUAUUGGAGCCACACCUUACCACCAGAUGACCGGAAGAUGGUGGGCAGUUUAUGACAAACAUUACAAGCAAACCGUAAGCCGGGUUCCCUCAACCAUGGAGGAAACUAAUGUUUUUCAGUCGGCUACCGGAACUUCCAACGGCGGAGCACCCCUUAUUGUACAAUACCUUGUCUUUGGGGAAUUCCAGCCCAAGACACAGGAGGACCAUUCUCAAGGAGCCCAGUGUGAGAAAUUUCAACAUAUUACUGCCGUUAAUGAUACUACUACUGCAGCAGAGGAACCAAUCUAUGAAUAUACAGAAACAACUUUUGAAAAAGGAGAAGCUUAUAAUCCCCCAGUACAGGCAAAAUUGGAUCAAUCUCGGAACCGGGCAUUCUCAUAUUCACCGUGGGAUGCCAGCAAGGCACCACCGCCACAGGAUUCAAGGCCAGAAGCCUCGGAUCUCCCCUCUACCCACUAUGAGAUGUCCAACGAUGCUACCCCAUUCCGAGCACCGAACCGUUACCCUGACCCUCCUAGCAACAUGUACUACGAAGUACCAAAAGCCCCGAAAUACCAAAGACCACCACCAAUAUUUCCAUGGGAGGCUAACCCACCAGUACCCUCAAGAGUAUUUCCUGAAGAUGAUUAUGAUGACACAGCAGUACCAGAAACCCCCAUCGCCGGCUCGGUAGUCGCAACUACCGAGGAUGAAAGAAGCAUGCCAGCUACUCCUACAACUCCUACCAUGUCAGCGGCUACUGAUCCAUGGCAAGCUUUUGCUAGAGGAAACGCAUGGGAUGAGGUUCCUGAAAUUGAGCGAUAUAUUGGAAACAUAUCAAAGAACCGCAAAGGCAACGUUCAAGUACUACAAGGAUACGGAUCAGAGCUUGAACGGCCUAGUUUACCCGUGACCCCAGCGCCAGUUAGAACGCAGCCUAGUUUCUGGGGCGAAGAGAGAGAAGAGAGUAGCACCUUGCCUCCCGCAGAAGGAGUUCCAGCACAACAAGAUUGGGACCCAGCAGCUCAACUUGAAAUGCUUGCUAGGCGUCAAUCGGAUGUUCUAGCCCAUAAAUUGGACCUAUCCACCCGCGAGAUGCCUUCCAGACCACUUCCUUACGGAUCCGAACCCGUCACCCAAGGACUAGGUGGAGCUAUUGAGGAACCUUCUUACCAUGGUCCGGGAGCUAUGUGGGAGAAGAAUGAAAAUUACGCCACAAAAGAGACUCCUUUACUUCCAAGUGAAGAAGAGAAGGAUGUUUUGGAGACUUAG